Messenger RNA from Lactuca saligna, 1212 nucleotides. The record is from the annotation of a GenBank genome assembly. NCBI's taxonomy places the organism in Eukaryota, Viridiplantae, Streptophyta, Magnoliopsida, Asterales, Asteraceae.
AUGGCGGCACCUUCCGACUCUCAAAUGGACAAACUCACCUCCGACAUAUUCUCCAUUCUCGAAAACAAUUUCUUAUUCGGUUACGACAAUCCAUCGCAACAAAUCAAAUCACCCACCGGAAAAAUCAGAAUUCUUUCCAUUGAUGGAGGUGGAGCCACCGACGGUAUCUUAGCCGCCAAAUCGAUCCUCCAUCUAGAAUCCUCCCUCCGCCGUAAAUCUGGAAACCCAGAUGCCCACAUUGCAGAUUUCUUCGAUGUUGUUGCAGGAUCAGGAAUCGGUGGUGUUCUAGCCGCUUUACUUUUCACUAAAGGAAAAAAUGAUCGGCCAUUGUUCACCGCCGACGAAGCACUUAAGUUUGUGACGGAGAAUGGGCGGAGACUUUGUCGGUCUUCUAAGCAAGGUCUUCUCCGCCGAAUUUUUCAGUCUCCGGUGAAGGUUUUUGACCGGACGUUUGGAGAUUUGACGUUGAAAGAUACUCUUAAAACGAUUUUGAUCCCGUGCUAUGAUCUUACCAUGGGCGCACCGUUUGUGUUUUCUCGUGCUGAUGCGGUGGAGAUGGACGGAUGUGAUUUCAAGCUGAGUGACGUGUGUGCCGCCACAACCGCUGUUCGUGGACCGGCUAAAACAUUCUCCGUCAACCGGAGAACGAAGAUUGCAGCUGUCGGAGGUGAGGUUGCGAUGAACAACCCAACGGCGGCGGCGAUCACUCACGUCCUAUAUAACAAGCAGGAGUUUCCGUUUUGUAACAGCAUCAACGACCUACUUGUUGUAUCCCUAGGUAACGGAGAGCCGUUAUCUGUUAUGGCCGGCAACCGAACACCGUCGCGAACGGCGUUGGUUAAGAUCGUCGGUGAAGCAGUUUCCGACACGGUUGAUCAAGCGGUAUCAAUGGCAUUUGGACAAUCGCGAACAAGUGGUUACGUACGUAUCCAAGCAAACAAAGGCUUAUUGGAUCUUGAACAACAUAAUAAGGAUGUAAACAUGUUGUUACUAGCAGAUAAAAUGUUAAAACAACAAAACGUGGAAUCGAUACUAUUUCAUGGAAAAAAGUGUAACAGUACGAAUUUAGAGAAGUUAGAUUUAUUCGCAGAUCAUCAUCGGCCACAACACUGUCCACUAUCUCAUCAAGUUAAUCAGUUACUUAAUAGAAGUAUUAACAAAGGUUUGAGGGUGGGCUUAUUAUCACAAGGGUUGAUUUUUUCCCCCUUGUAG